This is a messenger RNA of Cadophora gregata, 1548 nucleotides long. RefSeq lists its product as uncharacterized. Gene Ontology annotation, biological process: proteolysis. The transcript is spliced from 3 exons. NCBI's taxonomy places the organism in Eukaryota, Fungi, Ascomycota, Leotiomycetes, Helotiales, Ploettnerulaceae. Gene Ontology annotation, molecular function: aspartic-type endopeptidase activity. Bases 1 to 1548 code for a protein of 515 amino acids. The record is from RefSeq and is a predicted model, not a curated record. Gene Ontology annotation, cellular component: fungal-type vacuole.
AUGCCAAAGUCGCCAGCUCCGAUUGUUGUCGUCCCAUCCCAAGAUUGGGAUGGAAAUGACGGCCCUUGGUCGUCCUUCGUCACCCAGAUUGGUACGCCACCUCAAACAGUCAAAGUGUUAGUAUCGACUGCAAGCACGCAGACCUGGGCAGUCGCCGAAGAAGGGUGUGGUUCUGGCGAUGUUUUGACUUGCAAGAAACUGCGAGGGGACCUCUUCAACUUCAGUGCGUCGUCGACCUAUAACCAAAACUUAGCGAGUCCAGAUGGUAGUUACUACAAACUGGGGUUGGAAUCAAACCUUGGAUAUGAAGGUAACGGGAGAUUUGGGUUCGAUAACGUCACGCUUGGAUUUCCAGGAACUGGAGGUCCGACUCUGAGGAAUCAGACUGUAGGCGGGAUCGCGGCGAAGUCUUUCUUUAUGGGAGUAUUUGGCUUGACUCCAAGACCAAGUAACUUCACGGAAUACAAUGAUCCCAUUCCAAGUUACAUGGAAAACCUUCGAAGCCAAAAGCUAAUUCCAAGUCUGAGCUGGGCAUAUACUUCUGGUAAUCAAUACAGGCUUAAUGGUAUGUUGGGAAGCUUGACGCUUGGUGGCUACGACACUUCGAGGUUCGAGUCUGGUAACUUGUCAAUUCCAUUCUCGUCUCAAGAUGCGAGAGAUCUCACAGUCCAGAUACAGAGUAUCACAACCGGGGAAACCCAUCUCCUGGCGUCCCCAAUUGCAUCCUUUCUAGACUCCACAAUACCGUACAUCUACCUCCCCACGUCAGCAUGCACAACCUUUGAGAACACAUUUGGCAUACUUUGGAACGAGACAUCUCAGCUCUACCUGAUCAAUGACACACAACAUGCACUACUUCAAGCUCAGAACCCAAGCAUUACAUUCACACUUGGCAGCCUCGAAUCAUCCACAACAGUGAAUAUCAGUUUUCCGUAUGCAGCAUUUGCUCUCACAGCAUCCUGGCCGCUCACUUCGAGCCCAACCCGAUAUUUUCCGUUAAGACGAGCAGCGAACUCAACGCAGUACACUCUUGGUAGAGUUUUCUUCCAAGAGGCAUAUGUGAUCGCAGAUUAUGAGCGCAAGAACUUCUCUGUUUCUCAGUGCACGUGGGAUACUCGAGUGAAGCAAACCAUCGUCGAGAUCAGAUCUUCAGAGUUGAAUCAAGAUGGCAGGUCUACUGGACUUGCUCUCGGGACUAUUAUUGGAAUUGUGAUCAGUGCCGUGGUCGGACUCGGCUUCUUGGCUAUUUUGGUUCGCUGGUGUAUACAGCGGCAACGGAAAAGAGUUGAAGGAGUAGUGCCAGGGAAAUCCACCGACGGAGUGCAAUAUCAGAAAGCAGAGCUGGCUUGUGACCAGGCCAAGAGAGAGCCCUGGAGUGGUAGCCCCGACACGGUUUCAAUUCCACCAGCAUUCUCGGCAGAGGUGUGUGCCUUGCAAGAGAUUCACGAAGCACCAGGAAGCGAGGUUGCAGUGGAGGUGGAAGGGCUGGUUCCACCUCAUGAGUUGGAUGCGCUAGAUAAGCCUGGAGAACUAGAAAGCAAGAGCUAG